Molecule: messenger RNA, 2894 nt
Organism: Thalassophryne amazonica
Lineage: Eukaryota; Metazoa; Chordata; Actinopteri; Batrachoidiformes; Batrachoididae
Product: brain-enriched guanylate kinase-associated protein
Exons: 7
Coding region: 613-2631 (672 amino acids)
Cellular component (GO): synapse
Source: RefSeq, a predicted model, not a curated record
GCGGCAUGCAGCGGCGGCACCAAAUAAAUCUGCCUGGUAAAUGAAUCUAAUUAUUUUACACUCUCUUCCCUUCUUACCAGGAAUCUGGUGGAGAGACGCAGCGUGACACGAGGUUGGCUGCUUUCAUUUUUUUUACUUCUUCUCCAAAGUGACAGCACACCUCUCUCUCUCUCUCUCUCUCUCUCUCUCUCUCUCUCUCUCUCUUCAUUCUAGCCCUCUCAUAAUACCCCCUCCUCCUCCCGUAAACCUCCUCCCAGUUCAUUCAAUCCUCUGCUCCCUCUCUCACUCCCUCUGCAUGCCACCCUGUCUCCAGUCUGAAUUAGAGGAAGCUUUUUUUUCUAAAUGCAUGCUGCUCUGAGGAGGUGCACCGGCUUAUGAAUAUAGCGAUCCUUUCUGCUGAAAAUGAGGCGAAAAGCACAUAAACGGGUCAUCGCAGAUAGCCCACUCCUAUCUGCCUCCCCAGGCAAGACUUAGAGCUUUGACUGUUGGUUUGUGCUUAGAGUUCAAACUUUGGCUUCAACAUUCUGCCAACCAGCAGCAGCCGCUGCCGCUACACACACACACACACACACACACACACACACAGAUGAGAACGGAGGCAGAGAGAAAAAUAUGAAAAAGAUAUAUAUCGGCAAAACUGCCCUCAAAACCCAGAGAAAUGGUUGCAAACAUCCGAAGGUGAGAAGUUCUUUCCAUGACCACAAGGACGACCUGCGGAAGCGACUGCAAUACACCACACAUAAACUAGAAAUGGUGGAAACAGAAUUUGACUCCACUCGGCAGUACCUGGAGACGGAACUGCGGCGGGCUCAAGAGGAGCUGGAGAAAUUUACAGAGAAACUCCGCAGGAUCCAGAGCAGCUAUGCGUCUCUUCAGAGGAUCAACCAGGAUUUGGAGGACAAGAUGCACAGGACAUCCCAGCACCAUGAAGAAGAAAAGCGAGCUCUCAGCCGGGAGAUCAUCGUCCUCAACAACCACCUGAUGGAGGCCAAGAUCACCAUCAAUAAACUCAGAGAGGAUAACGAUCUAUACAGGAAAGACUGCAACAUGGCAGCCCAACUGCUACAGUGUUCCAAGUCCCACUACAGAGCCCUCAAGAUAUCUGAGUUGCCACUGGAUUUCCAGGAACGUAUUAGUUCCCACAUCAAAAAAUACAACCGUGGCAGUGGAGCAACCACAUCAAUGUGCCACAGCAAUUACUCAGAAGCUGUGCCCACAGCCCUAAUUGCCAAAGUCCUGGAAAAACCUCAACCAGGGAGCAGUUGCCCUGUAACCCGCUCACCCAGCCCGCAGCCCCAGGAUGGAAUCUUCCUCACUGGAACAGGAAGUACUGAUCAGUUAAGUCGCCGUGUCUCCUAUAAGAACUCUGACUUGUACUGCAGUGAUACAGCACUCUACUGCCCUGAACGCUGGCAAGACACAGAGCGAAGGCAAAGCGUUGACCUCCACGGCACAGCACUGCUCCAACUCCAAGCUCAGAACUCCACCGACAGCAACCCGGAUGAGGAAGCUUACCACUCUGGAAGUUUCUCCCAUCACGAGGCUCCUUCCGCUUUCCACCACCACGAUGAAUUUGUUGCUGGUUCCCUCCCUGCCUCCAGCUCCUACUCUAGCUUUAGCAUUGCAUCUGAUGAGAAGGGAGCAAUUACUGACAGCUGCGGACAAAAUGUUAGCAGCACCUUAUCCUCAUCCCACCAAGGUCUCUACAUGGACUGGAGAGAUGGUGGCACUGGGGAAUAUGAGCACAAAAGUGUCUCCUCUUAUGGUAAAGACAGACAGAGCUUCUCAAAAUCCCGCAGUAUCCAGCACAUGGUGAACCCCAGGAGCCCAAAGAAGGGUAAUUUGCCAUCUUACACACGGACAGCAUCAUGCUACAGUGAACCUUACCAUUCCAGCACCCCUCAUCUGACCUCAUCUCACAGUAUGGGGUCAACACCUGGGUUAGUCCAAGCUCGUGGUGGAGCUCUGGACAGCAGAGAUGAUAUCCAAGUUGCAGAGGAAGAGCUGAGCAGCCGCUGGAGACAGCUUAGUGUUGAAGACAUUAACACUUUCUCCUCAUCUUAUGGUGACAUUACAGGCCGGGUCUCUCCUUACAGUUUCUCGGAGCAACACUUUGCCAUGGGCCCUGCUGGGAAGAUCAAGGAGUCUCUCUACAGCAGCUUCCAAGAUGACGUCUUCCAGUGUUUUCCUGUGGGAUCGCCUUCGCCAAGCCGCAGCCCCAAACAUCGGUCUGCAGAGCAUCGAAAACAGGAGCAAACCUCUGUGCUGUAUAGAGCCAAAGGGGACAGUCAGGACUCUGAAUGCAGUCUGUUCCUUUCAGGGAGUGGAAAAGAGAAGGAGAGCAGCGGGGGAGCAGCAGCUGCAAGUAGCGCCAAGAACGACUAUGUGAACCUAAGAGUGGACAGCUCAGCCGAGUCCUUACACCAGACCUCCCUAGAAGCCUCAAGUCUUCAGCAUUACCCUACACCCAGGCCCAACAUCCGGCCUCGUCCGAGUUCAAGCUCUGCACUUAGCAUCGGCCCAGCGCUUCCAAAGAAAACAUCUCCAAGAUACCAAAAAUUCGGCAGCAUGGGCCUGAUGAGGAAGGACAGUUUGACCAAGGCACAGCUAUAUGGCACGCUCCUGAACUGAACCAAGAGAAAUGGAACCUUUCAGUUUAUGCAUGUUAAUAAUGAUUCCCAACUUGUGUUGUACAUUUUUAAAGUUCUUUGCAGAAAACAUACGUUGUGUGAUGGGGUAUUGAAAUGUAGUCAUUUGUACUGUAUCUUAGCCAAGGCAGGUAUAAUGAAGUCUGCAACAUUUUUUUUCCUACUAAGUUAUGUAUGUCUUGAUAUACUGUAGCUACCUGAGACCAGCACCCAUAAUCCUGAAAGGAAUAUGACAAUAUGAACAAA